AUGAAGAAAUGUAUUUUCAGUUGGACGAAAGCAGUUGUUUUGAAAUUGAAGACUGAAGAGUUUAGUGAACAAGAAGGUGAGAUUUUUCAAGAGCCGUUACCAGAAAUUUUGCUACAGUCACCGUCAUCGUCACUUGACAUUGCACCUGAUUAUUUGGACGACGUUCCUGUAAGUAGCUUGCAACGCGGAUAUUAUUUAGGAAAAGAUGGUAUGACGAAGUGGGCUGUCACAGAACCAUCUCAGCGUGUUCGAACUCGUUCACACAAUAUCGUGUUAGAAGCUCCAGGACCAGAACCAAAAGGUGCCGCCAGGCUGUGCCUAAAUAUUGUUGAUGCAUGGAAUUUAAUUUUUCUUAGUGAAGACUUACAACUUAUCGUUGACUGCACCAAUCUAUAUAUCGAUAAGCGCAAAAAAAAUUACCAAAGAAUUAGAGACUGCAAACAUACCGACGUAACAGAGAUCAGAGCUUUAUUUGGCUUACUGUACUUCAUUGGCACACUUCGAGGAGCCCAUUUGAAUACUGAAUAUCUUUGGGCUUCUGAUGGCACUGGUUCUGAUGUUUGCUUGGUUAUAAUAUCUCUAUCUCGGUUUCAUUUUCUUCUUGCAUGCAUAAGAUUUGAUAAUAUUCACACACGCAUGGAAAGACGUGAGCAUGAUAAACUAACACCGAUUAGAGAAGUUAUUAACAAUUUUUUACCAGAAUAA
Molecule: messenger RNA, 705 nt
Organism: Parnassius mnemosyne (clouded apollo)
Lineage: Eukaryota; Metazoa; Arthropoda; Insecta; Lepidoptera; Papilionidae
Source: the annotation of a GenBank genome assembly